This is a messenger RNA of Nerophis lumbriciformis (worm pipefish), 1149 nucleotides long. The record is from RefSeq and is a predicted model, not a curated record. NCBI's taxonomy places the organism in Eukaryota, Metazoa, Chordata, Actinopteri, Syngnathiformes, Syngnathidae.
AUGCUGAGCCCAGAACAGGCCUGGAGCCUGAUCGACCCCCACCUGCAACGACUCACGGCUGAAGAAUCGAGCCUGCAAGCUGCCUUGGGCAGAAGGCUGGCGUCGCCGCUCUUCGCCACCAUGGAUUUGCCCCAGGCCGAUGUCUCGGCCAUGGACGGCUACUGCUGCCAGGGAGCUGUCGAAGCCGGCCGGGCGCUGCCGGUGGUCGGCACCUCGGCUGCUGGCGCACCGCCGGACUUCACCGUCGAGCUCGGCCAGGCGGCGAAGAUCAUGACCGGCGCGGUGUUGCCCAAGGGCGCCGACCGGGUGAUCCCGGUGGAGCUCAGCAACGGCGGUAGCGAGCAGGCCGAGUUCACCACGGCGCCCAAGGCAGGUGCUCACAUCCGCCGUCAGGGCGAGGUCCUGCGCCAAGGCGAGCCGUUACUAGCCAGCGGCGCCCAUCUGACUCCCGGCGCCCUCUCACUGCUCGCCGCCCACGGCCAUCAGAGCAUCCCGACCUUCCGCAGACCGCGGGUGGCGGUGCUCUGCACCGGCGACGAGAUCGUGCCCAGCGACCAACAGCCCGGACCCGGCCAGCUGCGCGACUCCAACUCGCCCUUCCUGCUCGCCGCUGGCCGCAGCCUGGGACUCGAGUUCGAUUUUCUGGGUAUCGCCCCCGACCAGCCCGAGGCGCUCGGCCGGCUGGUUCGACAGGGCCUGAAAGCAGACGUGCUGCUGCUGUCGGGCGGGAGUAUCGAUGGGCGACUGUUCGACAAGGUCAAAAUCCAGCCCGGCAAACCGCUAGUCGCGGCCCGGCACCAGGCCGGUUGGGUAUUCGGCCUACCCGGCAACCCGGCCUCGGUGAUGGCCACAUUUUGGCUCUUCGUACGCCCCGUCCUGCGCCGUCUGCAGGGUCACCCGGACAGCUUCUGGCACGGCGCCCUGCGCGCUCAGCUGAGCGCUCCCCUGCCAGCCAACAAAGCUCGUGACCGCUUCCUCGCCGCCACCCUCGAAACCUGCGACGGACAGUUGCUGGCCACUCCACACCUGCCCCGCGGCUCCCACGACGUCGCCGCCUACGGCCACGGCAGCGCUCUGCUACGCCUGCGCCCCGGUGCCGAGGCAGCGCCGACCGGAGAUGCGGUGGAGGUGCUGCCGCUGGUGGGUUGA